This is a messenger RNA of Ilyonectria robusta, 689 nucleotides long. RefSeq lists its product as uncharacterized. Lineage: Eukaryota; Fungi; Ascomycota; Sordariomycetes; Hypocreales; Nectriaceae. The transcript has a single exon. The record is from RefSeq and is a predicted model, not a curated record. Bases 184 to 648 code for a protein of 154 amino acids.
AUUGGUACAUGCUUGUGUAUCUGGGUCUAUAACGCCCUCUGACAAAGGGUCAGGGGUCGUGAGAAGACUAAAUGGGCUACUUGUUAUCCCCAAUUUUCUGUUUAAUCUUGUCACGGUCUUAAUCCCGAGUGUUUCUACAGCUAUCACCCCUUCCUAUCCAACCGCUUCUCAAUUUCCUCCGCGAUGCCAUUUUGCAUUAAGCACAUCAGCUUACUACCAUCACAUACGUCUCAAGUGAUCAUGAGUUUGAGAUCAGAGAUGCUAUGGCAAAUGGGGGCCAUAGGAAACUCUGAUGUUCAACUGGCCGCUUUCUACACUCUUCAUUCCUCGCUUGGGGACACGGUCAACAGAUGGUGUAAUGCCGUAAACGCCAUUAAUAAAGGCCGCAGGUGCGCGGAUGGAUCCUCCCAUGUCAGUAGACGGAGCAUUGGACUUCCCUUCAGAGCUACCAAUGCGGCGUCAUCGCCAGAACUCCCUCCAGCACUAAAGGCUGGAUUGAACAGAUUGAGUAUAAACAAAGUGCCUCUAUGCAUCAUCUCCUUGCAUAAAUUACUACCCGCUGAGGAUAUGUGCUGCAACCACGACCAGCAAAAAAUGGAGAUUGAGGGAAUUGAACCCCCGACCUUUUGUAGGCUUUCAUGUCGAUGAGACAAUGCAAAACAAACGUCAUUCCCCUAGACCAAAUCCCC